CACCAGCCCUCCUUUUCAAAUCGCUUUCAAACAGGAACACAUCGCCGCCUCCUCCUCCCCUUCCUCCGCUCCCUCCCCCAUCCAUCCAGUGAUCCAUGGCCGCCGCCUCGCCCGAGUUCUUCAACCCGGCGGACGCCUUCUCGCCGCGCAUGCACCUCCUCUCCGCCGGCGCUGGAGACGGCGGCUGUGGCGACGGCGACGAAUACUACCGCUGCUGCAGGACGCCCACGGGCGCCGGGAUCGGCUGCCUGGGCCAGGCGGCCACCUGCCCGCCGGCGCCGCGGAAGCCGCGCGCGCAGCCCGACGCGGCCUGCCGGAAGCGCCUCUUCGACGUCCAGGUCAUCAGCCUCCGCUUCGACGACCUCGACGCCAUCUUCCGCCCCUCGCCGCCGCCGCCCUGCCACGACCGCAACAACAAGCAGCAGCAGCAGCGGCAGCGGAGCCGCCGCGUGCUCGGCAGGCUCGCCGCUGGCUCCACCGGCCGGAGCAGCCGCGCCAGCUUAAAUUAAGUGCCUGCCAUUAGCAGUCAGUACCCAGUAGUUGAGUUGAGUUGACACUUGUGUGGAUGGAUGAUUGAGUUAUCAGCCAUCUUCAGGUAAAAACAGUAGUGGUAGCCACGACCCAUACUUCGCUUUGCACACCCAUCCUCUGUAAUCAUCCGUCAUAAUAAUAUUAUUAUUUCUACUGUC
Aegilops tauschii subsp. strangulata is the source of this 689-nucleotide messenger RNA. Its product is annotated as cyclin-dependent protein kinase inhibitor SMR1. The record is from RefSeq and is a predicted model, not a curated record. Lineage: Eukaryota; Viridiplantae; Streptophyta; Magnoliopsida; Poales; Poaceae.